AUGCUCAAGCCCAAGGACCUAUGCCCCCGAGCGGGCACGCGCACUUUCCUGGAGGCUAUGCAGGCGGGCAAAGUGCACUUGGCCCGCUUUGUGCUGGACGCGCUGGACCGCAGCAUCAUCGACUGUCGCGCGGAGCAGGGCCGCACGCCGCUCAUGGUGGCCGUGGGGCUGCCGGACCCCGCGCUGCGCGCGCGCUUCGUGCGGCUGCUGCUCGAGCAGGGUGCGGCCGUGAACCUGCGGGAUGAGCGCGGCCGCACGGCACUCAGCCUGGCGUGCGAGCGAGGCCACCUGGACGCCGUGCAGCUGCUGGUGCAGUUCAGCGGCGACCCCGAGGCGGCCGACUCGGCGGGCAACAGCCCUGUGAUGUGGGCGGCUGCGUGCGGCCACGGGGCGGUGCUCGAGUUCCUGGUGCGCUCUUUCCGCCGCCUCGGCCUGCGCCUCGACCGCACCAACCGUGCGGGCCUCACGGCGCUGCAGCUGGCCGCCGCCCGGGGCCACGGGACCUGCGUGCAGGCCCUCACCGGGCCCUGGGGUCGCGCUGCCGCUGCCGCCGCGGCCCGGGGCUCCAACUGCGACAGCCCCCCUGGCCGCCCGGCUCCCGCGCCUAGCCCCGAACGUCGACGACCCAGCCCCCGCCGCCUACCGCGGCCUCUACUGGCGCGCUUCGCACGAGCGGCGGGCGGCCAUGGCCAUGGUGGCGAGGCUGGCUCAGCGGGCAAGGGCUCGGGCCGGCACCGGGCGCAGGGCAGCGAGCGGCCCGAGCUGGGCCGGAGCAUGAGUCUGGCGCUGGGGGCUGUGACCGAGGAGGAGGCUGCCCGCCUACGGGCAGGGGCUCUGAUAGCCCGACCAAACUCGCCUCAGUCUUCCGGGACUGGGCGGUGGCGCUCACAUGAGGUUCUGGAGGGAGCGCCCACAACCUUAGUGCAAGCCCCCAUCGGCCUUAGCCCCCACCCGGAAGGCGGCCCCGGCUCUGGUCGCCUGGGUUUGCGCCGACGCUCCACAGCCCCAGACAUCCCUAGCCUGGUCGGGGAGGCGCCAGGGCCCGAGAGUGGCCCGGAGUUAGAGGCCAACGCUCUGCCCCUGUCAGUGCCUGGGCCUAAACCUUGGCAGGCGGGCACGGAGGCUGUGGUGCUGCACGCUCAGCGGUAA
Messenger RNA from Cynocephalus volans (Philippine flying lemur), 1149 nucleotides. RefSeq names its product ankyrin repeat domain 63 (gene ANKRD63). The record is from RefSeq and is a predicted model, not a curated record. The transcript has a single exon. The coding region runs from base 1 to 1149 and encodes 382 amino acids. Lineage: Eukaryota; Metazoa; Chordata; Mammalia; Dermoptera; Cynocephalidae. Gene Ontology annotation, molecular function: protein binding.